Molecule: messenger RNA, 2373 nt
Organism: Aspergillus neoniger CBS 115656
Lineage: Eukaryota; Fungi; Ascomycota; Eurotiomycetes; Eurotiales; Aspergillaceae
Gene: bgt3
Product: putative cell wall glucanase
Exons: 2
Coding region: 222-2267 (681 amino acids)
Biological process (GO): cell wall organization
Cellular component (GO): extracellular region; fungal-type cell wall; cell surface
Molecular function (GO): glucan endo-1,3-beta-D-glucosidase activity; 1,3-beta-glucanosyltransferase activity
Source: RefSeq, a predicted model, not a curated record
UUUUCUGCCCUUGCCUCGUUCGUCUGGCUGUCUUACUUGGGGUCUUGCUUGGUGCUCUCUUCCUUCCUUUCACUGCUCCUACUAGUAACUCUUCCUCAUCUAUCGCCCUCUCCUCCUUCGUCGCCAGUUAGCUCAGUACCCUAUUAUUAUACCUAUUUCGUCUCCUAUUGCGAUAUUUCCUAACAGUCAUUCACAAAGAGAUCCUUGUCACAUGUUCCAGCAUGGCCGGCGUGAACCGGUCCUUUAGUUACAGUCGCGGCGACGAUGCGUUGUUGAGAGAUGAUGAGCGAGAGAUCUCACCCCUCCGAUCUGCAGAAGACGGUCUCUACAGUACAUCAUAUGGCGACAUCUCCCCGCUAUCUGCUGGAUUUCAAGCGCAGACUAGGCCAUUCGACCGAGGUCUGGUGUCAGUCCCGGAAGGUCAGAGCCUGGAGCGCCACAUGACCUCGACGCCGGGGAUGGAUAAUCUAGGGCCGGCCUCUGUGGGUGGCGGAAUCAGUGGUAUCGCUCUUGGCGUAGCCAAUUCUAAUAAUCGCCAGAGCGGAGUUGACGCUUUUAGGGAAACAGAUGUUCCAGUACGCAAUCUCCCUGCUGAACGGGAUUUCAACACCACCGGCUCCGAUAAUCCCUAUAUACCUGCUCCGCCCGAUGGAGACAUAUAUCCGAAUUCGGAGACGAUGAGGUAUCGCGACUCUUACAGCUCGCAUACCGGGCUUGGUGCUGGCGCGCCUUUUGCAGAACAUAGCACGCCGGGAACUACGCCAUCCCAACGUAGCUUCUUCGAUAGUCCGUACCAAGGUGUGGAUGCUGGACCGUAUCAGCGGCAUUCGGCUUAUAGUUCUCACGACUAUCCGCUUGUCAUCAAUCCGGAUGAUAUUGCUGACGAUGGCGAUGAUGGAUUCCCUGUCCACCCCAAGGGAGCGGCGGACUACAGAUCGAACGGAAAUGCGCCUGCUGCAGGUGUCGCUGGCGCCGCGGCUGCCGGGGGGCUUUUAGGGAAGUUUCGGGCGCUUUUUAAGAAAGAGCAGCCUAGUCCGUAUUAUGAUUCUGAUAUUGGAGGUGGGUUGGGAGGAGCUGAAAAGGCACAAGGAGGUAGGCACAUUAUUGGAGGCGGGAGUCGCAAACGUGGGUGGAUUGUUGGGCUCGUAUUGGCGGCAGUGAUCGUGGCAGCUAUUGUUGGGGGCGCUGUCGGUGGUAUUCUGGGCCAUCAGGAGCAUGACGGCGAUACAUCUUCGUCGUCAUCAUCAUCGGGCACAGGGUCUGGUGGUUCGGACAAAGGAGAUGGGCUGCUCGACAAGGAUUCCGACGAGAUCAAGGCGCUUAUGAACAACAAGAACCUCCACAAAGUGUUUCCCGGAGUCGACUAUACCCCGUGGGGAGUGCAGUAUCCGCUGUGUCUCCAAUAUCCUCCGUCGCAGAACAACGUUACGCGCGACCUGGCGGUGCUCACGCAGUUGACUAAUACUAUCCGACUUUACGGCACUGACUGCAACCAGACUGAGAUGGUCCUCGAGGCCAUUGACCGCUUGCAGUUGACUAACAUGAAGCUCUGGCUGGGCGUGUGGAUUGAUACCAACACCACGACUACGGAUCGCCAGAUUAGCCAACUGUAUAAGAUCGUGGAAAGCGCAAACGACACCUCGAUAUUCAAAGGAGCUAUUGUGGGUAAUGAAGCACUCUAUCGAGCAGGCUCCGACGUGGCGAGUGCAGAAACGAAUCUGAUCGGCUACAUUAACGAUGUCAAAGACCACUUCAAAGAGAAGAACAUUGACCUCCCGGUGGGCACCUCGGACUUAGGCGACAAUUGGAAUGCACAGCUGGUCAGCGCAGCCGACUUUGUCAUGUCGAACAUUCAUCCGUUCUUCGGAGGAGUAGAGAUUGAUGACGCCGCCAGCUGGACAUGGACAUUCUGGCAGACGCACGACACCCCACUCACAGCCGGAACGAACAAACAGCAGAUCAUAUCAGAGGUCGGAUGGCCAACGGGUGGAGGGAACGACUGUGGGUCCGACAACAAAUGUCAGAAUGACAAGCAGGGCGCUGUAGCGGGCAUCGAUGAGCUGAACCAGUUCCUGUCGGAAUGGGUUUGUCAGGCGUUGGACAAUGGGACAGAGUAUUUCUGGUUCGAGGCUUUCGAUGAGCCGUGGAAGGUCCAGUACAACACGCCCGGUCAGGAAUGGGAAGACAAAUGGGGGCUGAUGGACUCGGCUCGCAAUCUGAAGCCGGGCGUCAAGAUCCCUGAUUGCGGCGGCAAGACUAUUACGUGAACGCCGAUACGUCUCUAGACCUCCUGAUGAAAGUGAUGAUGGAUGAAAUGUACACAACAUAUCCGACAUACAUCAUGUGUUAUGAUGCACUACGACUGAUCGAUCU